Oryzias melastigma (Indian medaka) is the source of this 3058-nucleotide messenger RNA. RefSeq lists its product as uncharacterized. The coding region runs from base 204 to 2411 and encodes 735 amino acids. The record is from RefSeq and is a predicted model, not a curated record. The transcript is spliced from 11 exons. Lineage: Eukaryota; Metazoa; Chordata; Actinopteri; Beloniformes; Adrianichthyidae.
GCCCCUAACAGGUAGGGCUGAUGACGUCAGCAAGGUGACACCCACCUCUCAGCCCAGCUCCGCGUGUCAUCGGCGCAGAUUUCAGCUCUGACGUUCAUCAUCCACACUCGUCUCGUCGAAUCUUCAGCAUGAAUCCUCCCUGAGCGCGCGGGGCUUGACACAAUUUGUUGAACACCAGAGAAGAAUUCCCUCUGUUGUCCACAAUGUCCAGCAGAGGGAGAAAUGGCUUUUGCAGGAUCUGUGGUGGAGAUCUGCAGGGAAACCAACGCCGAUGGCUCUAUGGGGGCCAGAAUAAGAAGGGCAGUCAGCCUCAGACCCCAACAGAGUCUCUGAGAGGAGGCAGCCUGUGCCGCUCUUCACAGAGCAGCCCGUGGGGCAGCACUUUAUCCCUUGGAUCCUCGGGUUCGCUCUCCAAGUCUCAGUCGUUUUUGGGCUCACCUUCCAAAAGCGUGGACCUGCUCUCGGUGCUCACCCACAUUCUGGGACAGCAGGUGCCCCGAGGCAGCGGACGGGAGGAGUUUGUGUGCGGCAAGUGCGUCUCGGCCCUGGAGCGGGUGUUCAAAUUUGACUCUGUGAUCUCCAGGGUCCGGGUGCUUUCCAAUGAGCGCCUUCAGAAGCUCACGCAGGAGAGGGACAGGAUUCGACAGUGGGUGCGCAGCAACUACCGACACAGGCACCAGCAGGAGUUUCAGAGCAGGAGCAGCACCAGCGAGGAUGAUGGGGAGAUGGAGAAGGAGGCCUACAGGGACAUGCUCAAAGAAAACAUGGCGCUGUCGGGGUAUGAGUGCUGGUCCGAGCGGUGGGACACAUGUCCAUAUUUCAUACGAACCGGUAAAAGAUGCAGGAGAGGCAAAGGCUGUGAGGGCUGCGAUUCCCUGAGGGUGUCUGACUCUGACUAUGAGUCUGUCUGCGGUAUUCCUCGACGCUUGCCUUCGGAUGCCUUCUCCCCCUUGCAGCUGUCCGCAGAUCGAUCCAGCAGCAUGCCCCUCCAUUGGCAGAAGAGUUCAGCCAUCAGCUCCAGCCCGGCUUCAUUGGCGGGAUCCACCCUUUCCUUACGAGCACCUUCCCGUACUCAGUCUGUUCAGUCUCUGGACUUUAUCGAUGGGAACGACUCGUUUGAUUUAACUAGUGCUCAGCCACUCAACUUUCUCUUGAUGGAGCUCCGAGGCGUUGAAGCAAAGCCAGUCAGUUCACCGUCGGGGAGCAGAAUCCCAGUUCUGGGCAAAAACACUGGGAAAAGUUUGGAUAAAACUGAUGGGGGGGCAUCCCCAAGAGUUGGCAGAGUGCUGAACUUUGGAGAAGCUGAGAACGGAAAAGAUGGAAUGGAUGAAGAGGAUGAAGACGUCUUAAUGGAUCUGAGGGAUGAAUACAUGCCGCUGCAAGAGAGCACUCCUGGUCGGGUUAACACCGCCGUCAGGAACCUGCGGGCCCAACUGGACAAAGCCGCAUCCCGCAUCAGGAUUCUGGAGGCCGAGCUGAAGCAAGGGGGCAGAAAACCGGCUGAAGCCAACGGAUCAGUGGACCUGGGUUCUGAUGGAGGAGACGGUUCCCUCCUGCAGACUCUCGGUCACUCCCUGCACAGCCGGGAGCGUCUGAUCCAGGAGUGCUUGACUCUGGUUCGACGGCUGAGCGAGGGGGAGGGCGCCAGCUCUGAGCUGACCGACUGUCUGAAGCAAGUUUUUGCUGAAAACAAGGCUGCUCUGGAGGCUCUGAGAUCUGAGAGGAGUGAGGCGGAAAAGAGGCUUGAAAAAGAGGCGGAGGCCCUGAGGAAGGCUGGACGAGACCGGGAGCGAGACCUGGACACGCUGAACACCGUGCUGCAGUGCAACCAGGACAUCAUAGGGGACCUGCGAGUGGCUCUGGAGGAGAAGGAGCGUCAGCUGAAGGAUGUGGAGAAGGAGCGAGAGUUAUGGAGGCAGAGAGACAGCGCCCUCUCUGCUGUUCUGCAGGAGAAGGAGGACCUGAUUCUGAGUUUCAGGCAGCAGCUGGAGUCUUCAGGCCCUGAGACCGAGCUGGCAGCGUUGUUGAAGGACAAAGCAGACAAGAGUGCCACCUUGUGUCUGGAGGUCAGCAACCUCACAGCAAGCUUGCAACAAUACCAGGACAUGGUGAAGUCUCAGCAGGAGACUCACGGUCAGACAGUGUCAGCUCUGUCGGCUCAGCUCAAAGAAGCUCAGCAGGAGCUGAGGAACGGGCUGAAGGAGAAGAAGGAGGCCGAACGAUCGUGGCGGAAUGAGCAGGAGGACCGAGAGCGGGAGGCCAGGAAACUGCGGGACAGCCUGGAGAAGAGGGACAAACUCAUUGAGCAAAUCCUGCUGGAUUCUGAGGAGCGGGACCGCCUGCUCACAGAGCUGCAGCAGAACCUGCAGAACAAACGUGAACCCAAGACGGGCGUCAAGCACACACUGUGAGGAGGGGGACUAGUGCAUGCACAGAGACUGGAUACUCUGCACUUUCUGCACCACUGUUUUCCCUUCUGCAUAUAUUUAUGUUACCAACUAGGUUUAUUUAUAUUUGUCCUCCAGUUAAUGAGGGAUUUGCACACCUGCUGUGUUCUGGAGGAGCGGAGGGAAUGCAGUUUUCCUGUCAUCUUUGUCAUAAUUACUACUGAGCUCUCUGAAAUGAAUCGGGAAGUUCAAAAAAAGAGAGUCAACUCUUAUGAUUAAAGCUUGCAGAGCUCCAUGUUUGGUACUUGAUCACAAAGUUACUGUACUGAGUGAAUUUAAACAUUGCUGCUUUAUUUUGUUCAUUUGGAGUGUUCUAACAGAUGGAAACACUCACAAACCUUUAUGCAGGUCUGCUGGGAUGUUGCUUUAAAACUAAACUUCACUAAAGGGAAACUAGACUUAUUGCAGGUGGUUUUGUUCCAUGUUGGCAAUGGGAAAUUUCUCAUCAGACCCUUAUUUUUAUGUGCUGGAAUUUUUUCCUUUUUAUGUAUUUUUAAUUUCACUGAGGAAUAAUUAUUUUCAGCUAUUUUUUUUGGUCUGGGAAUAGUGCUGAAGAUGAUGGUAUCUUUAUUUUUUAACUGAAGAGAAUUAAACUCUCUGACUCAAAUGGC